AUGUCAUCUGAAAAGUUCUUCAAUAGUACAUAUACCCAUAGGACAGUGACGAUUGUUGCUCCCCUGGACUUUUCUUUUCCAAACACAGGGCCAUCCCCAUGUGCUGCUGCAACAACUGCAGCAAGCGUGGUCACUGUAUACAAAACAGCUGCAUCUUCUCCAUCUCCAUCUCCAUCUCCAUCUCCGGUACCAAACACCCAGUCAAAUGCGCGCAUCGUCGCUCCUGCUGUGGCCGUCCCCGUCACUGUCGUUACUUUAGUUAUCCUCGCAAUCACCAUUACAAUUCGCCGCCGUAAAAGAAGAAAAACGAAGAGCGCAGCAGCAGUCGAGCCUCCGUUGAAGCCAGAACUCCACGCCGACGACUUCGGGCCUGAACUUGAUGCCACGACUGCGCCAAGCGCAAAAGGUGCUGCGAUAUUACCAUUCUCGGAUCAUCAAGGGCCACCGGAUAUUGCAGAAUUGCCUGCGAGAGAGAUACCGGCUAGCGAGAUGGAUGCGGGACCGCAACAGAUACAUUCAACUUGA
Messenger RNA from Rasamsonia emersonii CBS 393.64, 525 nucleotides. RefSeq lists its product as uncharacterized. Lineage: Eukaryota; Fungi; Ascomycota; Eurotiomycetes; Eurotiales; Trichocomaceae. The transcript is spliced from 2 exons. The coding region runs from base 1 to 525 and encodes 174 amino acids. The record is from RefSeq and is a predicted model, not a curated record.